AUCCGCAUUUUUUUUAUUUCGAUUGUUAGUGGUUUAAUUACUAACCAUACAGAAUAUACUCUUAGGUGUGCCAGUUCAUACACAGAACGUGAGCCCAUUGGGACAAGAUUCCUGCUUCGCGAGGCUGUGGCCUUUGGCAUGGACCUUUGGGUCCGGCCACUGCGUCCCACGCUGUUUUCUUCUUUCCCGUCCGCUUGCCGUCGGUACAAGGGAUGUGCUCUUGGUUGGACUGUGCAGCCACUGGUUGUCCUGCUGCGGGUCAUAGCCAUUUUCGAUUCACGCCCACGGGAAAUAAUGUCAGCAACCCAUGUCCCAUUCGUACGCCGCCGAAUCAAACGCUGCGAUUCAGCUUCGAGACGCAGAACUUACGAGUAUGUACCAUACGCUUUGCCACAAAUCGAGCCGUAUUCGAUUUCCCCCUACCAGAUGGAGUCCUAUCCAAUCAUUACCGAGGCGUAUUCGAGACAGACCGAGGCCCAUACCAGCAGGACAGAAGCGCACCUCUUGCAAGAUCAGAACCCAACAAGCCAUCGUCAUCCUUCGAUCUGGCCAUCGAUAACAAGGACUUUGAAUAUGGAAACCAAGGGAGGGGGUAGAUAGAUAUAGUUGUUUUUAGGUUUAAGGAUAUACGUAUAUAUAUAUUUAGAUAGUAUAUGCAAAUGUUUUCCACUUAUGUAUU
Molecule: messenger RNA, 679 nt
Organism: Drosophila pseudoobscura
Lineage: Eukaryota; Metazoa; Arthropoda; Insecta; Diptera; Drosophilidae
Exons: 2
Coding region: 213-596 (127 amino acids)
Source: RefSeq, a predicted model, not a curated record